GGUGUUAAUUGAGUUGAUGUUGAUGACAUGCAAAGGCGAAUCGUUCGCGCCUGCCGUUCGCAUUUACAACUGAGCAACAACAACAACGACAGCAGCAAAGGCAAAGAAGGCGCACAAAGGCAACAAUAAUAACAACAACUACAGCUAUACAGUUACAACUAGAAACGCGAGCAACAGCGCCAAACGAAGUUAGCAGGCGACAGACCAAACGAGCAAGCGAGUGACGGAGAGAGAAAGAGAGAGAGGGAGAGAGCACGGGAAUCAAGGAGUUGCAUGUGUGUGUGUGUGCAAUAUGGAAGACCUUUUUCUGCUAAUUAUCAAGGAGUCAACGGGCACCAAGCACAACGCGUUGCGACAAACGGCGCAAAUUGCUUACGAUAAACUUUAUCGACAGCAUGGCAUACACAGGGAUCCGUCGCACGAGCUGCGCUCCGUUUGCUUUACGGCCCUGCAAAUGGCCUUGGACACGAAGCGGCCCAAGUUCAUCACGAUGGGCCUUAAUGGCCUGCAUCGCGUCAUCAAGGACGAACGCUUCUACAUUGGCCUGGAGCCGGAGGAUGAUUCCGUUUGGCUGCCAUCGCAGCUGUUGCGCGCCACAAACGGCAUUCUGCCGUCGACGAGCAGCGAGGAUACCGUGGUGAAUGUGCUGCGCCUGUUCCUGGCCAUGGCUUGCUCGCCCGCAUGCACACUGAACGGGCGGCUGCUCAUCGAGAUACUCUCGCGCUGCGGCGAAUGCUGGGAGCUGGGCUCGAGGGCCAUCAAGGCAGCCUCGUUGGCCGCCGCCUCGCAGUGUCUGCGCACCUUUUGCGCCUUUCUCAUCGAGGAGGCCGAGGAGGUGAAGAAGACGGCGCCAGCUGGCUUGAUGACACAGACCCAGGCGUCGGCCGUUUAUAAUGAGGUUAUACCCGUGAUGCAGUGGCUCUGCAGCCGCCUGGUCGAGCCCAAUGUCAACAAUGCAUCGCCAAACAAGAAGUGCGAAAAUCCCAGCUCGCUCUACCUAACCGAGUGCAUCUUGACGCUCAGCUCGGCGCUGCCACGCAAUGUGCACGCCAAUCCGCACUUCACCUCGUUCCUCUGGCAAAAGUUCUGCCCGACUUUGGCCGCCGCACUCGGCUCGCCUGGUCGCAUCAAUUUGGACAAAAAGUUUACCUACAAGGAUGCUCUGCACAUGAUUGAGAACGAGGCGCGCGGCUUUUUCACAGGACCUGGCUUGGAUGGGCCGCAGGCGCGCUGCGUCUACUUGACGGCCAUCCAGCUGCUGCGGAUUGCCGGCGCACACGGAUCGCUGCGUCCGAUGCUGGAGGCGCUGUUCCAUCGCAUGGUGCUGCUGCCGGCGCCGCUGAAUCGCACCGAGCCGCUGCGCUGUGUGCGCGAGAUCUUCAAGAGUCCGGAGCGUCUCAUCGAUCUGGCGGUCAUACUCUAUGUGGACAAGAAUACGGCGCAGGGCUGCAGCGAUGAGAUGGCGCUCUUCCGACUCCUGGUCGAUGCCAUGGAAGAGUGCGCCUAUGGCGCCAGCGCGGGCAGCGCCACGGAGGCCAGCCUGCAGGCGAGCGUCGAGUGCAUGGUGGCGCUGCUGGACAGCCUGCAGGUGCUCUGCAGCGGCGAGCUGACCGAGUCGAUGAUCAGUGACCAGAUUGUCCAGGUGGUGAAUGCGCGGCACGAGCUGCUCAAGGAUGCCGACUACUCGGGUCCGUUGACAUAUCAGAGCAUGGCACGGCUGCCGGCACCGUAUCGGGAUGCCAUUGUUGAGUUUCGUCAGAAUGUUUUCGAGACAUCGUCCGGUUCGGAGAGCGAAUGUGAGCCGCCGCACGAGCAGGAUGCCGCCUCGAAUGGCUCCGGCGAUACGGAGGGGCCGGAGGACGAUGAGCACAGCAGCUCCAGCGAUGAGACAUCGCGCGUAGAGAAUCGCUGGCCCUAUUCGCACCUGGAGGCGCCCGUCAUGCCAAUACGCACGGACAGCGACAACGAUCGGCAGCAUGCACGCGAUUUCGCCAAGGCGUUGCGUCAGGAUCUGGUGCCAAAGCUGUUGCGUUUGCGCAGCUGCGUUGAACUGGACGAGGCCAUGCAGGAGUUCGCAUCGGCUGUGUGCCAGGAGAACAGCAUGAAUUUCUCCGAUUUCGAUUACAAUCUGACGGCCAUCAAUGCGGAUGGCAUUUACUUGGCCAUCUACUCCUCGCUGCUGCUCAGCCUGCAGCUAAUGCGAGCCGGCUACUAUGAGCAGCAAUCGGUUAAGGAGAGUAUAUUGGUGCCCAUGUCGGAGCAGCAGUUCGUUACAUCCGUACAGAAUACGGGCGUACUUGUCUAUCUAUCCUCGCCCUGGCUGUGCGAGCUCUAUCAAUCGGUAAUCAUUUGCAAUGUCCUGGAGGCCAUGACCAGACAGCAGCUGGAGGGGAAUGGACCUCGUUGCGCCUUGGUCGAUAUGCUCUGCGAUGCCGGCGGCUUGGCCAGCACCCAAAUGCUAUCCGAAUGGCAGCGACUGCAGACGGCGACAGUGAAGCACAGCGAUGACGAACAGCACGAUAAACGACGCGAGGCGGCCAAAAAGCUGUGCCGCCGCCUGCUCACCUGCUGCUGGGAGUCCAUGGUCAUAGUGCUUAGCUCGGGUCUGGGCGAUCUGCAGAGCACCGCCUCCAACAAGCUGAUGGCCCUCUCCAAGCGCACGCUGCGCGUCAAGGCCAAAGCCAACAAGUCCAAUGGCGAGGCCCUUUACGCCAUGUGCCUGGAUGGACUGCAUUCGGCGGCCACUUUGAGCAACAGCCUCAAUCUGCAGCAUUUGGCUGGCAAAAUACUCAAUCUGUUGGCCUCCAAUGUGUGCCAGACGAGCGGACCGCGCAUCUCGGCCAGCCAGGCCAUGUCCAUGGAUGUGGUGCUCACCGGCGGCCUCAAUUUGGGCAGCUACAGCGCCGACUGCUGGCAGAGCAUCUUUGCCGUCUGUCGCCAUGUCAGCCAGCUGGAGCAUGAGAUUUUCAGUAUGCAGAAUCCGUCUAUAGCCGCCUCCCCGGGCAGCACACGUCGCGAUCUGGAGACGGGCGAGAAGCUUAACAAUGGCAAUGCUCAGGAUAAGCUCAAUCUAUCCUCGAUUCCCAUCGACGAUGAUGAAACGUGCGUGGAUGUGUAUAGCUUUUUGCAGGCGCCGCUGCAGAGCCCCAAUACGAAUAUCACGUCCAUACUGAAGGUUUACUCCGGCACCAAUGAGACGGUGCUGCUUAGCCAGAGCGAUACAUCGAAGGUGCUCUGCGCGCUGUCCCACCAGGCCGAGAAUCUGUUUAGCGAUGCAGCCGAGCGGCUGAGUCUGCCCUCGCUGUGUCAAUUCCUGAAGCAUCUGUGCCGCGCCUCACGCGAUCAGCUCUACAAGAGUCAGGUGGCACGCAAGGGCGGCGGCACACGCAUCUGGUGGCCGAGCAAGGGCUGGAAGAAGCUCGACUCUCUGCCCAUGUCCCUGCUAUUGCAUCGCAUCGGCGAUGUAACGCUCAAGGUGUUCCGCAGCUCGCGGCCCCUGCUGCACGUGCUCAAGGUGUGGGCCAUCACAGGACCGCAUCUGAUGGACGCUGCCUGUCAUCGGGAUCGGAUGAUCUCGAAGCGUGCCAUUGAGUACAUACACGAUAUAAUAACGGCCCUGCUCGUGGAGCAAUCGGAGCUGCCGUAUUUCCACUUCAACGAGGCGCUGCUAAAGCCCUUCGAGAAUCUGCUGAGCAUGGACACCUGCGAUGUGGAUGUACAGGAUCAGAUUGUCGCCUGUCUGUAUGAGAUUGUUGAGGCGCAUCGCACCGAAAUACGCUCCGGCUGGCGGCCCCUGUUCGGAACGUUGCGCAACGCACGCAGCCGCAUGCUCAACAUGAGCAACAUCAUCGACAUCUUUCGUGUCUUUCUCGACUCCGAUAAUACGCUGGUGUUUGCCAAUGCCGGUCUCGAUUGCAUAUUGUGUUUGCUCUCCUAUUUGGAGAUCGGUGGUGGGGGCAGCGGCGGUGGCAGCGGCGGAUCCAAUAAUAACGCAUGCGGCGAGGAUAAUGAAAAUACAUUUAGGCCAACCGAUUUUCUGCAUGAAACGCUGCGUUUUCUGGAGCGCUGCUCCAGCAUAUUGGGCUUUAUGUACAGCAUGCCCAAAUGCCCGAAUUUCCAUUCGACAUACAAGAUCAAGGGCAUCUCGUAUACGCAUAUCAUAGACGCCAAUAUACCCAGCUCCAUGGAGAAUUUCACCUACUUUGGCAACGACUAUUUGCAAACAAAGAACGAACAGUAUAUGAUCUCAUACAGAUCGCUGCACAUCGACAAGGACACGAUUGUGAAGAUCGAUGAAAUGGAUAAGCCGUCGGGUGUGCUAAAGGUGUGGUUCCUGCUGCUGGACGGUCUGACCAAUUCGUUAAUUGUCUGCCCCUACUCACAUCAGGCGCCCAUCUUGCAGACCAUAUUCAAGCUCUUCAAGAAUCUGCUAGCCAGUCCGGGCAUCGAUUUCGGCUUCUAUUGCAUCAAUCAUCUGCUGAUACCGAUGAUACAGGAUUGGUUGCGUUAUAUCAACAAGACGGCGAUCAGCUGGCAGCUGGUCGAGAAGAAUUUCAAGCAUUGCUGCUGCAUGACCACAGAUCUGGUUGUGGAGUUUAUUGAGAAAUCGGUGCCGGAACAGCGACGCCUCGGCGCCAGCUGUAAGACGCGCCUCGCUCAGAUCGUUCAUCCCGCCGACAAUCUGAUCUAUUCGAAGCUCAAAUUUGUGACGGAACAGCUGCCCGUUGCAACGGAAACGCAGACCGCCGGCAUCGCCGGCACCGCCGUCACCGCCGGCACACAGUACGACAGCAGCUCGAGCUCGGCCAGCGAUGAGCACAACAAUCGAACGAAUAGCACAAAUCCGGCCACAAAUCUGAAUGUCAAUCACAAUCUGAUUGAGUCGCCCACCAAGAUCUCCGGCUCGGCAACGUUGGCGCUAAAGCAGCUGUUGCUCGUCCUGAUCGAGUGCGCCGCCCAGUCGCAGGAGGCAAUUGCACGCAUAUCGGUGUCCUGUCUGAAGCACGUCAUCCUCUCCACGGGCAUGCUGUUCAACGAGUCACAGUGGAUGAUCGCCUGCUCGGCCAUACAUCGCGCCUGCACGGUCACAAUUGCGCCGUUGCGCCAGCUCUCGUUCGCCUUCCACGAGAAGUCGAACAGCUUUUAUGGCGAUUGCGCCAAUGUCAAGGUGGCCGCACGCCGCGACAGCACUUUGGAGGAGCUGGCACGCAUCUAUGCCCUCGCCCAGCAGGUCUUCCUCUCCGACAAUCAGCGCGAGCCCAACCAGAGCCAGGGCGCCGGACAAACAGCGACGCCCAACACGGCGGCCGGUGCUCAGUGCAAGAGUUCGGCAGGCGGUUCGGCGCAGCUGUCCGACGAUCGCAGCUAUUCGUUCCUGCUGUAUCCGCUGAACAAUGGCUUCAAUUCCAAUUUGGAUAACUUUGUCAUACGCAUACCCUUUAAGAAUCUCGUGGUGGGUCUGCUGGCCAACCAAAUGCUGCUGCAGCUGGUGGCCAAGCUGCUUCUGUCGCGUCUCAAGUGCGUGCCGCAGGCCGUCUCCACGUGCAUAUUUGAUAACUAUGCCGGCUCGGCAUCGACGCCCAGUCACGACUACGAUUUGGACUUUCGCUCCAAGGAGAUCCUGUUGCGCUGUGUCAAACAGUAUCUGAUGUCCGCACUGGAGUUCGAUUCGCGUCCGGGCCUCAAGUUCCUCAUGCAGAAGGUCUCGAAUAUUGAGUAUGCGGCCAAUUUGUACAAACAAAUGACCUCCUCCUGGAUGAUAUACUACAUAGCGCUGGUCGACUCGCAUCUCAAUGAUAUUGUCGUCUACAAUUUGGGCGCCGAGGAUUUGAAUUUCAUAUUGGAGUCGUGUUCACGUCUAAACACGACCACCGUCAAGAAGAAGGAGAAUUUUGUGCGCUAUUUGUUCUGCCUGCAGGACGCCUGGAAUCUGGUCUGCGAACUCUAUCUGAGCAACUCGGCGCUGCACGAUAUCGAGAAUGGAAAGCUGCGCAGCCAGCAAAAGCAGCCCAUGCAUCUGGCCGCCAAAACCAUGUGCAUUGCCAUCAAUGGCAACGGCGAUGCGGCCAGCAGCAGCGCCAAUCACACGGACUCGGGCACGGAUGCCUGCAAUGGCAGCACAAAUUCCACGUCGCCAACCAAAUGCGUCCAGCUGGAGGAGGAGAAUGUGACGAUGACAACGUUGAUCAGCGAAUUCCAGCCCAAGUGCCGCAGCAAUCCGUUCGACACGAAUCGCCAGGCGGCCAAAACGGAGGCGGAGUCCAUUUCACCCGAGAUCGAGCAACAGCGCGCGACGAGCAUACUGAAGGAUUCCAAUUAUAAGCGGGCAGCGCUCGCCCAGCUCGUGGUCGCCUCCAUGGAACUGUUGCGCUCGCUGCCCAACGAGGCUGAGGAAAAUCUCAAGCUGCUGAUGACGCCCACAAUACGGGAGGCAUUCCGGCUCGUCCAGCUGCAGGGCAACGAGCUGAAGGUUAACCAGUUUUAGGCAAUGCUUGUUGAGUUUUAUUUUGAUUUGUAGGCGCAGCUAAUCGGCCCUACACAUUACCUGGCUCACUCACUCACUCUCAACCUUUCAACUCUCUCCCCUCCCCUCCCCCUUCACUCUCUCUCUCUCUCUCUCGCACUCUCUGUCACUCGCUCGAUCUGCAUGUGUAUCCUUCGUAAGCUUUUAUGCUAUGAUGGGAAUGACUCAGGUACACACUAAUCCACAUCCUGACUUUCUGAUAUUACACAAGUCCACUGUUCAACGGAAACCAUAAUUUUUAACAAGGUCUAACCUAACCUCUAUUUUACCCAGCUCGAUGUAUAUUUGAUUUAACUUUAUCUAGGUUCAGCCUCAUACCAAAUUAAUUUCAAUCAAACCUAAACUCUGUUGAGAGUAAACAGUCAAAACUUGGCCAUUUUUCAAGUUUAGCCUUAUUAGAAUUCCAUAAUUUAACCAAAACUCAAUUUAACCCAAGUUCAACUUAACCUCAAUUUAAGUGAACAUCAAUUCAGUCUAUAGUUAAGUUAACGUAAUCCAAUUCCAACCUAAGCUCAGUUGAAAAGUACACGAUUUAUCUUCAAAUAAUUCAGCUUAAUUUAAGUUUAAAUAAUCCUAACUUCAACUUAACCUCAACUUCAAUUGAAAGUUGCUUCACUGCGAUCAGCUGUGUGGCUUUGCAUUACGGUUAAUUAAGGCUACGUUUUACGACGCACGCUCUCUCUCUCUCUCUCUCUCCUUCUCUCUCUCUCUCUCACACACGCACGCACGCACACAGACAACCAACCCCGCCCCUUACACAGCAGGCAAACCAUUUCAAAGUAAAAGCUCAACAUGUCGGCACAAAAAAAAAAGCAAACUGAACGAAAGUACAACUCGAAUGCUGCAACAGAACAGGAAGAAGACGUAAUUCAAGAAGAAGAGUUAACAAUUUGUAAAAUGUAGUAAGAAGCAGCAGCAGCAGCAGCAGCAGCAGCAGCAGCGUAGACAACGUAGUCUUGUACAUUGUAACUAUUUAGCAGAAAACAAAAGAGAACCCUUUUAACCACAACUUCAACAGCCCCACAGCACCUUCUCCCAUUAAUUCCAUUAUAGUCAUAUAGUCUUGCUCUCUCUCUCUCUCUCUCUCCCUAUCUCUCUCUCUCUCUCUCUCUCUUAUGUGCAGCACUGUAAUAUUUUCUCUGCCUCUCACUUAUUUUAGGCGCUAGUUGCUCCAGUGUCUAGAACUUUUCCAGUACGUAAUGUAAAAUCAAAAAAAAAAAAAAAACAAAACAAAGAAAAUGUUUUAUAAUAGUGGAACAUGUGUAAUAUAAAG
Messenger RNA from Drosophila montana, 7796 nucleotides. Its product is annotated as brefeldin A-inhibited guanine nucleotide-exchange protein 3. The record is from RefSeq and is a predicted model, not a curated record. Gene Ontology annotation, molecular function: guanyl-nucleotide exchange factor activity. Bases 293 to 6484 code for a protein of 2063 amino acids. NCBI's taxonomy places the organism in Eukaryota, Metazoa, Arthropoda, Insecta, Diptera, Drosophilidae. Gene Ontology annotation, biological process: regulation of ARF protein signal transduction. The transcript has 8 exons.